This is a messenger RNA of Lymnaea stagnalis (great pond snail), 4212 nucleotides long. The record is from the annotation of a GenBank genome assembly. Lineage: Eukaryota; Metazoa; Mollusca; Gastropoda; Lymnaeidae.
UCUUAACCGGAAACAAACGUCAACAUUGAAGCUAACGCCAUUCGAAUUUAUACCAAAGAGUCAUAAACAUUUACUCUAUUUCCGCUACUUGGAUGACUUCAUCAAAACAAUAUUUAUAAUCUAAGAUUGACUUUAAUUUAUGGUUCGCUUCCAGCAUGGCGAAAAAUAGAAAAUGAGAGCUUUAGUCUCAAAUAUUUUUCUUCAUAGGUAAUAAAUAUUGCGGACCAAUAUUGCAUAUCAUAUGACCUGAUAUAAUAUCGGUAGUUAAAGAAGUUCGUGUGAAACUUGAGUAUUUAAAAAAAAAAAAUUCUAUUCAAAGUUAAGCUUCUGGUGAAUUAUUUUCUGUUCAUCUAGGCCGUAUUCAGAAUUAGUUUUCAGUUAAAUUUAUUUUGGUUGAGUCAUAUGCAUGUCCCCAACUCCUGAGAGUAAAAAAAAACACAAUUAUAAUGUCUCCAGUUUUAUCCAUAUCAUAAAAAUGGAGUCUAUUUUGCAACCGAAGGGUCCAACUCCAUAGUAUUGGUUUUAAAAAAAAAUAAUCUUAUUUUUGUUUAACUGAUAUACGUUUAUCAGCAGCGAACAAUAUCGGAAAGCUCAACAUAGCAUGCUGACCCGAUCUGCGUAGAUUUUCCGAGCCCAAGCUAGCGGACCAGAACAGCGGCAAAGAAACUGAGUCACAGUUAGAAAGAAAGCACCACAGACCCACACAGAACUAUGUUGGUGAGCAGGUACCCCAUACCUACUGUAUCAUUCAUUGAGCAUUGAUUGCUACAUGUCAAUUAAAAAAAAAAAAUAUUUGAUAAAUAUUAUAUUUAUUGUUUCCCUGUACGAGUAAGAACAUCGACAUUUCACCUCUGAACACAUUCUCUACUUGAUGUCUCAGGACAUUGGUGUAGGGUACAUCAGAAUAAUUGACAUUUGUAGAAAUAGAUAUCUACAUCUCGAUUGAGCUAUCGUUCUUACGUCUUAUAGUGUUGUGAUAAAAGUUCGGGGGGGGGGGGGAUCGGCGGAUGGUCAGCUCACCCCGGACCUGGUUGCAUUUUUUGGUGGCUAGCAUUUUCGGUUCACUUUAUACACUAAGUGUGUCUUGUGUCGACGUACACAUUCAAUAGCCGUCUGGGGCGUCACAGGCUCUAGCUUCUCAGCUGACUACACUCAGCAGGGGGUGGGGGGAAGGGGUGGUAGACAUUUAGACAACACUUUGACCAUUUGCAUACUUAAAAAGAAAUAUUAUUGCGAAUAAGAUUUUCACAGGAUACUAGUAGCUCAUUUUUUGUCCAUCUUUCAUUGCUUCCAAAUAUCAGAGUGUCAAAUUUCCAAAGUCAGACCCGAAAAAUUGCCACAACAAGGAAUGCGUCGGCAUUCUAACAGACGACGAGGUGGCGCUGGACAUGCUGAAAUCUAUCCGGAAGCUGCCGACUGAACGGUACCAGUCAGUGUCGGUGAUACUCGAGGACUGCCGGCCGCUGCCCAUUGACAGAUACCACCCCACGUACCAACUGGGCACCUUCGCCAUCACCAAACAUUUACAGCCCUUGUGCUCCAACACCGGGAGGAGACCAUCGGAGUCGCGGGGCUAUCCCCAAGGACCACACAUCAGGGUGCCGCCGGUCCCACACGACGACGACCAGGCGAACCCGGAAGGUACGUUGGGACAUCAUCGGGUUUAUGUAACGUCAGCCGUUUUAUGUGACAUCAUCAAGUAUGUGUAGCACCAUCAGGCAUAUGUAACACCAUCAAGUAUAUAUGAUACCAUCAGGUAUAUGUGAUAACAUCAGGUAUAUGUGAUACAAUCGGGUACAUGUAACACCAUCAGGUUUGUAUAUGUAACACCAUCAGGUAUAGUAACACCAUUAGGCACAUGUAACACCAUUAGGCAAAUGUAACACCAUUAGGUAUAUGUAACACCAUUAGGUAUAAGUAACACCAUCAGGUAUAUGUAACACCAUCAUGUAUAUAUUUUCUGACUCGUGACUGUUUGUUCAGGACUGUUUGUUCACAACUGUUUGUUCAGAACUGCUUGUUCAGGACUGUUUGUUCAGAACUGUUUGUUCAGGACUGGCUGUUCAGAACUGUUUGUUCAGAACUGUUUGUUCAGAACUGUUUAUUCAGAACUGUUUGUUCAGGACUGUUUGUUCAGGACUGUUUGUUCAGGACUGUGUGGUAAAUCGUUGAAGUUAUCCCCCACAUCUUGACUGCACAUUUAACUUGGCAUCACGCCAGAUGGACCAGCAGGUCGAAACCUGUCCUAGUGGCCAAACUGUGGACCAGCAGGUCGAAACCUGUCCUAGUGGCCAAACUGUGGACCAGCAGGUCGAAACCUGUCCUAGUGGCCAAACUGUGUACCAGCGGGCCCUAAGAGUCCGUCCUGCACGCCCGUUAUGUUUCUCUUCACUUACGAUCAGUUUCAUGCGGCUUUCUUACGGCCCGCCAUUCACGGUGUCCGUUAAUUCUCUCAAGAUUUUAGUUUGACACACGACAUUUAUUGCCACUUUGAAGCAUGAAAGGUAGACUACCAAUGUGGUGUGUGGUGUGUGGUUUGCCAUCCUCUUUAGUGAAGAAGUGGCGGGAAUUAACGGUACUAGUAUUAAUCCCCUUCACCAAGAGUUGGGUUGCCUUUUUCUUGCUUUUUUUUGUCCACCCCGUCCGCACAUCAAAGUGAUUUACUGCAGCUUUAAUAACUGCCCAACACCUGCGCUUGGCAUGAUGCCUGACCUGUCAUUAUGCCCGUCUUGUCAUAAUGCCAUCGGGUUUCGUCUUUAUGCCCGCGGGUCCUGUUAUAAAGCCCAUUGGGCCCUGCCCUUAUGUCCGUCCUGCCCUGUACGGCCUGUCAUUUUACCCGUCUUGUCAUUCGCCUAACUACCUGCCUUUAUCCCUAGACCUUGGAUAACUUUUUACCUAAACUAGCUUAGCCUGCUGGUGCAUGCGCCUUACUCACGUACUUCCCAGAUCCCUUUGGAACAAUUAACCAUUAACUUGUGACAUCCAUUGCAGUAUCAUGGUAAUAAGUACAUCCUGAUGUGUGUUAUAUAUGGGUUUCGCUCUUUUUAUUAAUGCAUUUACUUACAUAAUAUACAUAUAUAACUUCAUAUCGUGUGGUAAAGAAUAUUUUUAAAACUUAGGGAAACCAUUUUUAAAAAAAAUAUUCUGCAGAUCAGCCAGUCGGACAGCCACAUAAGGGAGUUAUCUAUCCACAAUCGUAUGCCAACAAGCCCCCAUAUUCCUGCCCCGGGUAUGAAGAGCAAGGCAUCAAACAACCAACAGGCGUUAUCAAACUUCCCAAAGUUCCUGCAGGACGGAGGAAAGGCAUCGUCAAUGGCAUUGAGAUGAUGGUGCCCGCCUGGGUCUCACCUCUAUACAAGCCCUACGGUAUCGGCGGCCCGUAUGGGCCGAAUGGGCCUUUUUAUAGCGUACCGAGUGAACUGAUUCCGAAAACGCCGGACUGGAAGACAAAACUCUGGCCCGUCUUCCAGAAAAGUACAAAGCCCGUGGCUCCAGGUACACCCGUGGGUUUGACCGCUGGUGAGAAUAAACCCGUGGCUCCAGGUUUAAUGUCAAGGUGGAAAUCUUUUUUUAAUUUGUUUUCGAGGAAAAAGACCGGUCCUGACAGUGAGCCACAAACAACACCAGCAACUGAAGAGGGCGCGGACGGAGAGGAACUGGAUGAAUCUGGGCAACCCACGGAAAUCUCGACAGCUGAGCAGGACCCAUCAACAGAUCAGCCCAUGACGGAAACUCAGAGGCAGUCCACGGAGGAAACUCAGAGGCAGUCCACGGAGGAAACUCAGUGGCAGUCCACGGAGGCUCCAGAGAUGGCACCACCACAAGAGGGACCCGUGAAUUCAGUGAAUGGUGCAAUGGACCAGGCAAUGGCGCAAUCGAUGGAUGAUCCGAUGUACAGCGGGUCUCAGCGUGCUGUCAGCUUCGAUGAUAACUUUACUUUCUGAUGGCGCUCAUCGAUUGUUGGGCUAGAAACGACUCAUUUGAAAAUUUUGACCCGUGUCCACAAGGGGUUAGACAACAUUUGGAAGUUUUUAGUUUGUUUGGUGAUAAUAUUAAACAUAGAACUCUGUGUAUCAGAAACGAAGUGAUUGUUUCGAACUAUGGCUGUUUUUUUUAUAGUGUGCAGAGCACAAAUUUACAAUAUGGUUAUUUUAUAAAAUAUAUUAUACACUAUAUAAGAUCAGUCCAUUUAACGGACCCUUGUAACGCAAC